AGCCGUGCUCCAAUUCCAAUGGCAGUGGUCAGAAGAGAGCUGUCGUGUGAGAGCUACUCACUCGAUCUCCGUUGUCCAGGAACAGAUGUGAUCAUGAUUGAAAGUGCCAAUUAUGGUAGAACUGAUGAUAACAUUUGUGACUCAGACCCUGCACAGAUGGAAAAUAUCCGUUGCUAUCUUCCAGAUGCCUAUAAAAUUAUGUCUCAGAGAUGCAAUAACCGUACACAGUGUGGAGUUGUAGCUGGACCAGAGGAAUUUCCUGACCCGUGCCCAGGUACCUAUAAAUACCUGGAAGUCCAGUAUGAAUGUGUCCCUUACAGUGAUUUUUAA
Pelobates fuscus (common spadefoot toad) is the source of this 330-nucleotide messenger RNA. RefSeq names its product adhesion G protein-coupled receptor L3-like. The transcript is spliced from 3 exons. The record is from RefSeq and is a predicted model, not a curated record. Lineage: Eukaryota; Metazoa; Chordata; Amphibia; Anura; Pelobatidae. Gene Ontology annotation, biological process: signal transduction. Gene Ontology annotation, molecular function: carbohydrate binding. The coding region runs from base 19 to 330 and encodes 103 amino acids.